Messenger RNA from Dipodomys spectabilis (banner-tailed kangaroo rat), 2648 nucleotides. RefSeq names its product RAR related orphan receptor A (gene Rora). The record is from RefSeq and is a predicted model, not a curated record. Gene Ontology annotation, cellular component: nucleus. Gene Ontology annotation, molecular function: zinc ion binding; nuclear receptor activity; RNA polymerase II cis-regulatory region sequence-specific DNA binding. Gene Ontology annotation, biological process: regulation of transcription by RNA polymerase II; negative regulation of inflammatory response. The transcript has 10 exons. NCBI's taxonomy places the organism in Eukaryota, Metazoa, Chordata, Mammalia, Rodentia, Heteromyidae. The coding region runs from base 365 to 1771 and encodes 468 amino acids.
GGGGCCUGGGUGCGGGCCCGGGGCGCAGGAGGGCAGCGCGGAGCCCGCGUGGACCCGCCCAGCCGCGGCGGUGGAGGCUCACCUGCCCGCGGGGGCGCGGCGGGGCGGGGCGCGGGGCCCGGGCGCACCCGCUCCCCGCCUCCCGCCUCCCGCCUCCCGCCCCGGGAGGAAGCGGAGGGGCGCGGUGUAAACAGAGCUGCGGCCGUGAUGUCAGCCGGUCACAUGGAGCCUCUUAUGGCUCCGGAUGGCUCUCGGCGGGCGGGCAGCUGCGGCAGCUGCUGCUGUGGCUCGGGCGGCGGCGGCAGAGGGGGCUCCGGGGUCGGACCAUCCGCUCUCCCUGCGCGCUCUCCGCACCGCGGCUUAAAUGAUGUAUUUUGUGAUCGCAGCGAUGAAAGCUCAAAUUGAAAUUAUUCCAUGCAAGAUCUGUGGAGACAAAUCAUCAGGAAUCCAUUAUGGUGUCAUUACAUGUGAAGGCUGCAAGGGCUUUUUCAGGAGAAGUCAGCAAAGUAACGCCACCUACUCCUGUCCCCGGCAGAAGAACUGUUUGAUUGAUCGAACCAGCAGGAACCGUUGUCAACACUGCCGGUUGCAGAAAUGUCUGGCUGUGGGGAUGUCUCGUGAUGCUGUCAAAUUCGGCCGAAUGUCCAAAAAGCAGAGAGACAGCUUGUAUGCAGAAGUGCAGAAGCACCGGAUGCAGCAGCAGCAGCGAGACCACCAGCAGCAGCCUGGAGAGGCAGAGCCGCUGACACCCACCUACAACAUCUCAGCCAAUGGGCUGACAGAGCUGCACGAUGACCUCAGCACCUACAUGGACGGCCACACCCCCGAGGGCAGCAAGGCCGACUCUGCUGUCAGCAGCUUCUACCUGGACAUCCAGCCCUCCCCAGACCAGUCCGGGCUCGAUAUCAAUGGGAUCAAACCAGAACCCAUUUGUGACUACACACCAGCAUCCGGUUUCUUUCCCUACUGCUCCUUCACCAAUGGCGAGACUUCCCCAACCGUGUCCAUGGCAGAACUAGAACACCUUGCACAGAAUAUAUCUAAGUCACACCUGGAAACCUGCCAAUACUUGAGAGAAGAGCUGCAGCAGAUCACGUGGCAGACCUUCCUGCAGGAAGAAAUUGAGAACUAUCAAAACAAGCAGCGGGAGGUGAUGUGGCAAUUAUGUGCCAUCAAAAUCACAGAAGCUAUACAGUAUGUGGUGGAGUUUGCCAAACGCAUUGAUGGAUUUAUGGAGUUGUGUCAAAAUGAUCAAAUUGUGCUUCUGAAAGCAGGUUCCCUAGAGGUGGUGUUUAUCAGAAUGUGCCGUGCCUUUGACUCUCAGAACAACACCGUGUACUUUGAUGGGAAGUAUGCCAGCCCAGAUGUCUUCAAAUCCUUAGGUUGUGAAGACUUUAUUAGCUUUGUGUUUGAAUUUGGAAAGAGUUUAUGUUCUAUGCACCUGACUGAAGAUGAAAUUGCAUUAUUUUCUGCAUUUGUCCUGAUGUCAGCAGAUCGCUCCUGGCUGCAGGAAAAGGUAAAAAUUGAAAAACUGCAGCAGAAAAUUCAGCUAGCUCUUCAACAUGUCUUACAGAAGAACCACCGAGAAGAUGGAAUACUAACAAAGUUAAUAUGCAAGGUGUCUACGUUAAGAGCCUUAUGCGGACGGCAUACAGAAAAGCUAAUGGCAUUUAAAGCAAUAUACCCAGACAUUGUACGACUUCAUUUUCCUCCAUUAUACAAAGAGUUGUUCACUUCAGAAUUUGAGCCAGCGAUGCAAAUUGACGGGUAAAGGUUAUCACCCAAGUACUUCAAGAAUGUCUGAAGUAUAAAUAUGAAAAAGAAAACGGAAAAAAAAAAACCAACAACAAUAAAAAAAAAAAAGUAACCAAGACACUUUUUAUGGCCCUGCACAGACAGCCCUGGAGCGCCAACACACUGCACAUUUUUUUUUUUUUUUUUGUGAUUGGGGGUCAGGCAAAGGAGGGGAGACAAUGGAAGCAAAUAAAAGUUGAACUUCGUUUUUCUCACGCAUAUGAUUUCCAUUCUGCCUACAGAUAUGGACCCUUUUUUCUGUCUUGACGUCUCGAGCUUUGACCUCUGUUUACAGCAGAAGGAUGAUUUACUAAAGUCGGAGGAUUUUUUUUCCCCCUUCCUUGUAGGUCACUGCCCAGACUUUCUACAGCUCGACCAGUCUGUACGUUCCAACGGAGAGUCCAACAAGAAAAAAAUCGGUGGCUGGUGUGUGUGUGUGUGUAUGGUGGAGGUAGCAGCAUUUACUUCACACGACUUUGCUCUGUUUCAUGAAGGAAGUUUUUUCGUUGUCUCACCGAGUAUUUCCAGUCAGCAGGACGGCCUAGAAAAGAGCGCAAGAGCUCUACCAACAAUAGCAUUAUAAUAUAUUACAGGGUAAAUGGGCAUGAAGACUAUAUAUAGCUUAAAGAAAAAGAGAGAUUGUUUAUAUAUUGUUUUUAAUUAAUAUAAAAUGUAGUUAUGGUGUAGCUUUUCUUGUUGAAUUGAUUAAGGCACUUUCAUUUUGCACCUUUUUUUUUCUUUAAAUUAAAUGCUAGCUGUGUUCACUGUCGUGUUCCAUGUACACCAGAAACACAAGUUGAACUGAGAAGGCUUGGAAGGUAUGUCGGGAGGUAUUUAUGCUGCUGUUUACAAAA